UGAAGUUUGUUUUUUGGGUUCCAAAAAUCCAGGACUGUUCAAUAGUCAAUAAUACUACAUUACGGUCAUACUCAUUUCAUUAUUCUCUUCUCAUUCUUGGGUUGGCUUGGCUUGGGCCCAUUUCUCUGCUAAUCUCUUUUGCAUUUGAUUCCUAAGAUGGUUCAGCUCUUAUUGGUUGGUGAUUUUCUAGUCAUCCAGUUUUGCAAACAAGGCCUCUGAAGGGUUUUAUCAGAGGUGAUAAUAUGUUGACAGGGUAUGAGCUCUUCUUCAUCAACAGUACAGUUUGAAAGCUCAAGAGAAAUGGGGAUAUAUGAGCCAUUCAGACAGGUUCCCAUGGCCAUGUGGAAAAACUCCUUUGAAAAUGGUAGUAAUAACAUCUUAUACACAGGCAAUUCAACUAUUGUUGAGGAGGUUGUUCCUAGGCAAGAAACCAAGAUUAAGUUUAUGUCUCAUGAAUCAGCAGGACCUUCAGAAAAUGACCAAGAAGCUAAUAAAUCUACUGAUGAUAACAAGGUACAGAGACGAUUGGCACAAAAUCGUGAAGCUGCAAGAAAAAGUCGUUUGCGGAAAAAGGCUUAUGUUCAACAAUUAGAAUCAAGCCGUAUGAAACUGGCCCAAUUGGAGCAAGAACUUGAGAGAUCUAGGAACCAGGGUGCAGCAUUCUUGGGCAGUAAUAACUCAGCAAGUUUGAACUCAGAAAUGGCAGCAUUUGAGAUUAAAUACGGGUACUGGGUGGAGGAGCUAAACAGACAGAACAGUGAGCUAAGAAAUGCACUGCAAGCUCGAGUACCAUCAGAUGUAGAACUUGGUAUGUUAGUAGAGAAUGGUUUGAACCAUUACUACAGUCUUUUCCAGAUGAAAGAAGUGGCUGCCAAGUCAGACAUUUUCUACUUGAUGUCUGGAAUAUGGAGAACCUCAGCAGAACGUUUCUUCCUCUGGAUUGGAGGGUUUCGUCCCUCUGACCUUCUCAAGGUUGUGAUGCCACAUAUCGAGCCAAUGAACGAUCAACAAGUGGCAAGAGUAAAUAGCCUUAGGCAAUCAUCACAGCAAGCUGAAGAUGCACUGUCACAAGGAAUUGAUAAACUUCACCAAAAUCUGGCCUUUAACAUGGCAGCUGAUCCCAUAACUGAAACUGCUUAUGAAUCUCUAAUGGCCGAUGCUAUUGAGAAGUUGGACGCACUUGAGAUUUUUGUGACCCAGGCUGAUCACCUUAGGCUACAAACAAUGAGGCAAAUGGCUCGUAUUCUAAGGCCCAACCAAGCUGCACGGGCGUUACUUGCCUUAGGGGACUACUUUCACCGUCUGCGCGCGCUUAGCUCACUUUGGGCUGCUCGUCCUCGUGAUCCCUCGGCUUAAUUAUCGAUCUUAAUUACAACUUAAUAUGUAUCUAUAUAUAUAUAGUGGACAUGCACUCAAUCUUCUCAAUUCUCGGUUUGAAUAUGAACAAUAUAUUUGAAGAUGCAUGUGCAUAUAUAAUAUAUAUGUGAUGAAAGAUCGAUCAUGUUGAAUUAUGUUUUGUAGGUUAAAAGUCUUAAACGACGGCUUUUUAUUGUUAUUGUCUAAUGAUGAAUUAGUACUAAGCUAGUGGUACUUAGUUAAUCUGUAAAGUUAAAAAAGUUGUUUAAUGAAAUGGUUGCUAGUUGCUACCAA
Messenger RNA from Humulus lupulus (European hop), 1650 nucleotides. RefSeq names its product transcription factor TGA7-like. Gene Ontology annotation, biological process: regulation of DNA-templated transcription; DNA-templated transcription. The transcript is spliced from 10 exons. The coding region runs from base 256 to 1356 and encodes 366 amino acids. NCBI's taxonomy places the organism in Eukaryota, Viridiplantae, Streptophyta, Magnoliopsida, Rosales, Cannabaceae. The record is from RefSeq and is a predicted model, not a curated record. Gene Ontology annotation, molecular function: sequence-specific DNA binding; DNA-binding transcription factor activity.